CACACACAAGCACAUACUCACACAGACACCCACCCUGCUGUGCCUGCAGCUGGUUAAACCCUGCUGUUAGGCCUCUUCCUGUGAGGAGCUAAGCUCAGCUCAGUCAUGAAGCGGCAGUUGGAGCUAGCGGCAUUGGGCCUGGGCAUUACAGGCUGGCUGUGCGCCAUCCUCACCCGCUGCCUGCCCCUGUGGAAAGUCAGCGGCACUCUGGACAACUCCACAGCCACGCUGCCAGCAUACUGGGAUGGGGUGUGGCUGGAAUGGGACCACUGGGACCUCAACCAUGACGGUAGCCUCCACUGCUCCUUCUACCAGUCUUUGUUAUCCCUCUCUGGAAACUUCCAAACAUGGAGAAGCUUGAUCAUGGCUUCUAUAGGUGCUGGAGCUUUUGCUGUGGUCAUCAGUAUCAUUGGAGAGGUGUGGUUUCCGAAGAGGAAUCAGGUGAAAGUUGUCUCCGGUGUGGUGUUUGUGCUGUCUGGAAUACUGCUGCUUGUCCCUGUCGCUUGGACCUGCCACCACACUAAUGAGCCACUGGAGGGCGCUGUGGUGCUGAGGAGAGACUGGGGAGCUGCUCUGUAUAUAGGAUGGAUCUCCUUCUCUCUGACGGUAGUAGGGGGAGGGUUUCUCAGUACUAGAUGCCUCAUGUUCCAGCAGCAGGAUGAGUCAGAAAGAGGGAGUUACCCUCCAGGUUAUCCUGUGGCAGAGCAGGAGCCAACCAACCCCCUGGAUACUAUCCACAGGACUGCUUUUAGACACAGCCAGUAUGCUCGGGCAACAACACGGCCUUCAUGAGAAGAUGCGAUCACUCCGAGGGCCUUGAGUGAGGAACCUUCCACCUAUGAAUUAUUAUUCUGUGAAAUUCUACCUAAAUUGCAUGUGUACUAGGUAUGAAUGGAUUUCUAGGUACUAAUAGACAAUGUUAGAAGUCAUUCUUCUACUGCAAUGAAGCACUUUGAAAGAUGUUGAAGAAUUUAUAAUAGGGGUAAAGGAGUAGCACUACCCAUGGAGAGUUAAUUGCGCUUUCAACUGUAAUAAUUGGGUCUGAAAUGUUGUCAACUUGCUUAAUUUUUGUAUUGGUGGUGAGGGUUAAGCAUCUAAGUGUUACAUUGCCUUCAGAAAGUAUUCACACCCCUUGACUUUUUCCACAAUUUGUUGUGUUACAGCCUGAAUUAAACAAUUAUUACAUUUAGAUUUUGUGUCACUGGCCUACACACAAUGCCCCAUAUGUCAAAGUGGAAUUCUGUUUUUUAUAAAUAGACAAGAAAUGAAAAGCUGAAACAUUUUGAGUCAAUACGUAUUCAACCUGUGUUACGGCAAGCCUAAAUAUGUUCAGAAGUACACAUUUGGUUAACAAGUCACAUGAGCUGCAUGGACUAGUGUUUAACAUGAUUUUUGAAUAACCACCUCAUCUCUGUACCCCACACAUCUCUGCACCAAUUAUUUGUAAGGGCCCUCAGUCGAGCAGUGAAUUUCAAACACAGAUUCAACCACCAAGACAAGGGAGGUUUUCCAAUGCCUAGCAAUGAGGGGCACCUAUUGGUAAAUGGGUCAAAAAUAAAGCAGACACUGUAUAUCUC
Molecule: messenger RNA, 1577 nt
Organism: Oncorhynchus tshawytscha (Chinook salmon)
Lineage: Eukaryota; Metazoa; Chordata; Actinopteri; Salmoniformes; Salmonidae
Product: claudin-4
Exons: 1
Coding region: 106-792 (228 amino acids)
Biological process (GO): cell adhesion; bicellular tight junction assembly
Cellular component (GO): bicellular tight junction; plasma membrane
Molecular function (GO): structural molecule activity
Source: RefSeq, a predicted model, not a curated record